This is a messenger RNA of Camelina sativa (false flax), 3194 nucleotides long. NCBI's taxonomy places the organism in Eukaryota, Viridiplantae, Streptophyta, Magnoliopsida, Brassicales, Brassicaceae. The record is from RefSeq and is a predicted model, not a curated record.
GAUUUUUCAAGCUACAAAAGCUUCACUGUUUAUAGGUAUGGUCAAUUUGGAACGAAGGUGAGAUUAAUGGUCUGGUAGAUCCUGAGAUCUUUGACCAACUCUAUGAGAAAGAAAUACGCAAAUGCGUUCACAUUGGGCUUUUGUGUGUUCAAGAAGCUGCUAAUGAUAGGCCAAGUGUUUCUACAGUGUGUUCUAUGCUCAGCAGCGAGAUUGUAGACAUUCCAGAACCGAAACAACCUGCUUUUAUAUCUAGGAACGGUGUUCCAGAAGCUGAGUCCUCCGAGAACAGUGACCCUCACGCCUCUAUUAACAAUGUCACUAUUACCGAUGUCACAGGGCGUUAGAACCUGCAGAAACCAAACUAUAUGUGUAAUUCUCAAAGCUCUUUAAGCAUUGCCAGAGAAUAUAUCAUCUAUCUAUAGAGAGAGCUAUGUCUCAUAGCUCUAGUAAUGUACAAAAGCUCUGUUUCAUGAUGUCAAAAAAAAACUCUGAAACGAAUUCUCACUGUACGUCUGUACGAAAUCAAAUAUGUAAAAAUCUCUUAAGCUUUAGUUAGUCCUUGUAGGAGGUAUUUGCUUCUUUUCUGAACAGUUCCACUUGACUUACCUUUCAGUAUUUCAGUAUUUGGAUUUUUCUCUUGAGAAUUUAAUUCUCACCACACCAUCAGCUACCAGUGUUAAAUGCUACAUUCAAUGCUGAGCUCUUGCUAUUUAGAUCUUUGUUGAGUUUGGCUAUUUUUUGUAAACGAUAUUACACAAAGCUUUAUCCAAAAGUAGGAAGUUUCUGUUCUUGAGUGGACAGAACUAAAGAUAUGGGACUUCAUCAGAGCUUGACUUGUUUUGUUCUUGUUCUUGCACUGUCUUGCUUCUUCUUAAGUGUCUCUCUAGCUCAUGAAAGAGCUUUCUUUUCGGGAAAGCUCAAUGACUCUGAGACUAUAGUCUCCAGCUUCCGCACGUUCAGGUUUGGUUUCUUCAGUCCUAUUAAUUCCAAAAGUCGAUAUGCUGGUAUAUGGUAUAACAGAAUUUUUAUACAAACUGUGAUAUGGGUUGCUAACAAAGAUAAACCGAUCAAUGACUCCUCUGGAGUUAUUUCGGUAUCUGAAGAUGGAAAUGUCGUUGUUACUGAUGGUCAGAGGCGUGUUCUGUGGUCAACUAACGUCUUUACUCGAAUCCGUGCCAAUUCUACUGUCGCUGAGCUUUUGGAUUCAGGGAACCUCGUGCUAAAAGAGGUGAAUACAGAUGCGUAUCUUUGGGAGAGCUUCAAGUAUCCUACUGAUUCUUGGUUGCCAAAUAUGUUGGUUGGGAUAAACGAAAGAACCGGAGGAGGAAACGCCAUGAUAACUUCUUGGAGAAACCCUUCAGAUCCGUCGCCGGGGAACUACACUGCUGCACUCGUUCUUGCUGCAUGUCCUGAGCUCUUUAUUUUUAACAAUAAUAACAACAAUGCUACAGUGUGGCGAAGUGGCUCGUGGAACGGCCAGAUGUUUAAUGGUAUACCAGAUGUAUAUCCGGGGGUCUUUCUUUAUAGAUUCAUAGUUAGUGAUGACAGCAAUGGAUCAGUCACCAUGUCAUAUGCUAAUGAUUCAACUUUGAGAAACUUCUACAUGGAUUACAGAGGAUAUGUGAUCCGGAGAGAUUGGAGUGAGGCUAGAAGAAACUGGACGGUCGGAUCGCAAGUUCCGGCAAACGAGUAUGACAUUCACAGCCGAUGUGGCCAUUUUGCGUCUUGCAAUCAUCGAAAAAGCCCGCUUUGUUCUUGCAUUAGAGGGUUUAAGCCAAAGAACCUUAGAGAGUGGAACAAUGGAAACUGGACUGGUGGAUGCGUAAGAAAGGUCAUUUUGCAGUGUGAAAGACAGAACAAUAAUGGGAGUGCUGAUUGGUUUUUCACGCUGCAGCGAAUGAAAUUGCCUGACUUUGCAAGCAGAUCUGAAUUCAGCGAACCAGAAUGCUUAAAGACUUGUUUGCAGACAUGUUCUUGUAUAGCUUUUGCUCAUGGCUUAGGAUAUGGCUGUAUGAUUUGGAAUGGAAGCUUAGUUGAUUCACAGGAGUUGGAUGCUCGUGGAAUGGAUCUUUCUAUCCGUCUUGCACAUUCAGAAUUCAAAACACAGGACAGGAGACCAAUUUUGAUUGGUACAUCGUUGGCAGGCGGUAUUACUGUUUUGGCAGUUUGUGUCCUUCUGGCACGAAGUAUUGUCAUGAAGAAAAGAGUGAAAAAGAAAGGAACAGAUGCAGAGAAAAUGUUUAAAAGAGUGGAAGCUUUAGCUGGUGGUAAUAAAGAAAAGUUGAAAGAGCUACCAUUGUUUGAGUUUCAAGUGUUAGCUGCAGCAACUGAUAACUUCUCUCUUAAAAAUAAGCUCGGACAAGGAGGUUUUGGUCCUGUUUUCAAAGGUAAGUUACAAGAAGGGCAAGAAAUUGCUGUGAAGAGACUGUCACAAGCAUCAGGACAAGGGCUUGAGGAACUUGUUACUGAAGUAGUUGUGAUUUCCAAGUUGCAACAUCGAAAUCUGGUGAAAUUGCUUGGCUGCUGCAUUGCAGGAGAAGAAAGGAUGUUAGUCUAUGAGUUCAUGCCAAAGAAAAGCUUAGACUUUUAUAUAUUUGAUCCAAGGCAAGCAAAACUUCUUGAUUGGAAGACAAGGUUUAACAUAAUCAAUGGAAUAAGUAGAGGUCUCCUGUACCUUCACAGGGAUUCUAGGCUGAUAAUCAUUCACAGAGAUCUGAAAGCUAGUAACAUCUUGUUAGAUGAAAAUCUGAUUCCGAAAAUAUCCGAUUUCGGGUUGGCCAAGAUUUUCCUAGGGAAUGAAGAUGAAGGAAACACUCAACGGGUCGUUGGAACAUAUGGCUAUAUGGCACCUGAGUAUGCAAUGGGAGGACUGUUUUCAGAGAAAUCUGAUGUUUUCGGCUUAGGAGUGAUACUCUUAGAGAUUGUCAGUGGAAGAAGAAACUCACAUUCAACUCUAUUACCCUAUAUAUGGUCAAUCUGGAACAAAGGGGGNAGAAUUCAGUUAAGUAGACUUCUCUCAUAUUACUACUUUAGUGUGAUUGUAGUUUUACUAAUUCUGCUAAUUCUUUCCAAUUCUCAAUAGAAACACAGGACAGGAGACCAAUUUUGAUUGGUACAUCGUUGGCAGGCGGUAUUACUGUUUUGGCAGUUUGUGUCCUUCUGGCACGAAGUAUUGUCAUGAAGAAAAGAGAUCA